AGAGCUCAAGCGGAGGACCGCGUGGCGGGCGGAAUCCCACGUUGCCGCGGAAGGACGCCCGACGCAGGACUCAGCAUGAAAGAGGAGGUUGAAACAGGAGCCCGGUUCAUCGCUCGGCUGGUGAACCGUCACAAGAAGCUGGACGGGGAGCAGGUAGAGCGCUUCGGCGAGUGCCUGGCCGGGAUCCUUUGCGACCGUUUUCAUCAGCACUGGUACCCGGAUAACCCCCUGAAAGGACAGGCUUAUAGAUGCAUCCGGAUCAAUCGGAAGCACCACAUUGAUGAUUCACUCCUAAAGGCGUGCAUGGCCUGUGGUCUGGAUUAUUCGGAAUUAGCACUGCCCCGUGAAAUUUCCAUCUGGAUUGAUCCUGGGGAAGUUUGCUGCAGGCUUGGUGAGAACAACCGGUACUUCAGCGUGAAGAAAGAAGAGAACCCCAGUGGGAAAUCAACGCCAGAGCCAGAAACAUCAGACUAUCACUCAGAAUCCCCCUCAGAGAAUUCAGAGGAUGAAAGCCUGGCCAGGUUUUCUAAGACAACAGAUCUGGGCAAAACUCCAGAUGGGAAAAACAGCCCCAAACAGGCUGCCCAGUAUUUCUACAUUCCAGCUCCUCUGUGGGUCCCAUGCCCUCAAAAUGUGGUCAGCUACAUCCCAGCCUACCAGCCUCUCACGUUCUACUAUGUCGACGUCCCCUCGAAAUCAUCUGUGCCCCGGAAACCCAACCCGAAUCUCCUGAAACGCCUUACCAAGCGGGCCUCCAAAGCCUGAAGCUGAAGGAGGUUGAGGGAAACCCUUGGUCUCUCAGCACCUUAAGCUCUAUCGAGAGUUUGGCCUUGUUUACACUGACGUUGGGACCUUUUGUUCUGGGAAGAAAGCCACUGUUAUAUUCUCUUUCAGGUGAUUGCUAACUCUUGGAAAUUCUCCUCGGGUGGGGCAUUGCCCAGAGUUACCAUCUUUACCUCACCCCUAGGCUGAAGGAUGGGGGUGGUACUGCCUUGUUUCUAUGGUGCCAAACAACUGUAGCAUUAUCAUGGUAUAUUAUUUAGCACUUCAAUGUAGGGAUCAAACUGGAGACCUGGGUUUGCCCUGUGUUACACUGGCAGGGGAAUGAGAUCUAGGAGUUGGCGCAGAAAGCAGAGGGGAACGGGGAUGGGAAAAUAUUUUGAUUUGGAGACUGAAAGAACACGUGGGGAAAGAAAAACGAGGUCAACAGGCUCCUGUGCCCAGCCAACUUUGCUUAAGGUAUUUACUGCUUCUGCAAAACCUAGCUAAUAAUUACUAAAUUAUGUGGGUGUGUCCUGUGAGAUUUUAAAAAGGAUAACUUAACUUUUUGCUGCUAUCAGCAGGGAGGGCGAUCGCGGUUUCAUCGCCCCCUUCCAUAUGCUAACUCAGGGCUUCUCAAACUGCAGAUCAGGAACCUUGGGGGGGUGGGGGGGACUCACCAGCAGCCUCCUUGCAGGGAGGUCAAAACCUGUUUUCCCUGUAGUGGUGGUUUAAACUCGACUGGCUUUGCACAAGCAAAGUUGAGCUCUGUCAGACUUCAUGGUAGCCUGUCUUCUUGACUUUGCCUGUGGAACCGCCGGCGCACAUUUGCCCAGUAAAAGUUGAGAUGCACAUUUAAAAGUAAUGAUUGAUAAUUCCUUUUAGGGCCAACUCUAAUCCCGAUGAAAUCAUUUGCUUUAUUCAUGGUGACUAGCAGAAAUUAAUUUAUUGUUUUAGGGAGUCACGGUACUGCCAUUUUUGAGAAACAAACAUGCUAAUCCUGUUUGCUAAUGAUGGGACUAAAAAGUUUUAGCAUCGUGCGCUCUUGUUAUAUGUUGCUUAGCCAUCCUCGCCUUUGGCUUUCAACUCUUAUUUCUACAUUUUCAAGUACUAUUCUUGCAACUUAAGGGCUAGAAACUAUAGGGAAAAAAAGGGGGGAGCUGAGAUUUUUAAGAUGACCAGUUUUAUGCCUGAAAGCAAUUUCUGUGCUUGCAAAGGAUGGACAAGUUCUAUACACAGCUGCAGAAAUAAUACUUACCUACCUCAAGGGAUGUUGUUAAAAGGGGGAUGAGUGGGGAACAGUUUAAUUAUUAUUAUUAUUAUUAAAAUAUUUGGAGCUUGUCUGAAUUGACAAUGAUGGGCAAAGUGUUAUUAUUAAUGAUAAUUAAUAUGUAUCUUGUAAAUAACAAUCAGGGACCUUUUUUUAAUUUAUAGACAGAAUGCAAUUGUGUAAAUAAUAUAUUACCUGCAGCUUGUUUUUAUGCACCAUUGAUACAAUGUAUUUUGCUUUUUUAAAAUACUUUUUUCUAUAAAACUUUCAAAAUGAAGUA
Messenger RNA from Python bivittatus (Burmese python), 2309 nucleotides. Its product is annotated as protein BTG3-like. Lineage: Eukaryota; Metazoa; Chordata; Lepidosauria; Squamata; Pythonidae. Gene Ontology annotation, cellular component: nucleus; cytoplasm. The record is from RefSeq and is a predicted model, not a curated record.